ACUGACAACACAUGCAAAUCAGGAAUUUUUCCCCAUACCAUUCAUCUCCCUUUUCAAGAACCAAUAUAACAAACAAACAAAAAUCAAACAUUAGUAAAAAAUAUUCAAGAAUCAAGAAUGCCUUAUAGCCAUUUUUUCUUCUUUCUCCUUAUAAGCUUAGCUUUUGCAGCUAUGGCUGCUCCUACACUUAGGCCAGGUUUUUACACGGAAACAUGUCCACAAGCUGAAUUUAUAGUCAAAGAUGUGAUGAAAAAAGCAAUGAAAAGAGAGCCCAGAAGCUUAGCCUCAGUGAUGAGAUUGCAGUUUCAUGAUUGCUUUGUUAAUGGAUGUGAUGCUUCUUUGUUGUUGGAUGAUACACCAAAUAUGCUUGGGGAGAAAAUGGCUUUAUCAAAUAUAAAUUCACUGAGGUCUUAUGAAGUUGUAGAUGAAGUUAAAGAGGCACUGGAAAGAGCCUGCCCUGGUGUUGUUUCUUGUGCUGAUCUUUUAAUCAUGGCUGCUAGAGAUGCUGUUGUUCUGACUGGAGGUCCAAAUUGGGAAGUGAAGUUGGGAAGGCUAGAUAGUUUAACAGCAAGUCAAGAAGAUUCAAACCAAAUCAUGCCAAGUCCAAGAUCAAAUGCAACAUAUCUCAUUGAUCUUUUCAACAGAUAUAAUCUCUCAAUCAAAGAUCUUGUAGCACUUUCUGGUUCUCACUCCAUUGGCAAAGGAAGAUGUUUUUCUAUUGUCUUUAGGCUAUAUAAUCAGUCCGGCUCGGGCCGGCCUGAUCCUACCAUUGAACCAAGAUUCAGAGAAAAGUUAGACAAGCUUUGUCCACUUGGUGGAGAUGGGAAUGUAACAGGAAAUUUGGAUGCAACACCUGAAGUAUUUGACAAUCAAUAUUUCAAAGACUUGGUAAAUGGUAGAGGGUUCUUGAAUUCAGAUCAAACACUUUUUACUAACCCUUUUACUAGGGAAUAUGUUAGAGAAUUUAGUGUAAGUCAGGAGAAAUUUUUUAAGGCUUUUGUUGAAGGGAUGAUAAAGAUGGGUGACCUGCAAUCUGGCCGCCCAGGUGAGAUUAGACGGGAUUGCAGAGUGGUGAAUAGCCGUCGUCCGCGAGUUGAAGUCUUGUUUGAGACUUCAAAUAGAGGAGAGUAACCACCAACUGAAUUGGAGAAAGGUUUGAAAAAGUCUAUUGUAGUUUUAUGAUCAGAAUAGUAUCAAUCAGAUUGUUUCUUCUGAUGUUUUAUGGGCUUUGUUUGGAUUUUA
Nicotiana tabacum (common tobacco) is the source of this 1242-nucleotide messenger RNA. Its product is annotated as peroxidase 17. Lineage: Eukaryota; Viridiplantae; Streptophyta; Magnoliopsida; Solanales; Solanaceae. Gene Ontology annotation, molecular function: heme binding; peroxidase activity. Gene Ontology annotation, biological process: response to oxidative stress; hydrogen peroxide catabolic process. The record is from RefSeq and is a predicted model, not a curated record.